CUUCUCUUGUGUUAGGAGCACAGAGAGCUUUUCCACAAUGAGCUUCACUGGAAAAUACGAGCUCCAGCACCAGGAAAACUUUGAGCCCUUCAUGAGAGCCCUCGGGCUCCCUGAGGACCAGAUCCAGAAGGGCAAGGACCUCAAGAGCGUCUCAGAAAUUGUGCAGGAUGGGAAAAAGUUCACGAUUACCAUCACCACUGGCUCCAAAGUGAUGAAAAACCAGUUCACCAUUGGGGAGGAGAGUGAGAUUGAGAUGAUGAAUGGAGAGAAAGUGAAGGCUGUUGUGCAGAUGGAGGGAAACAACAAACUGGUGACACAGGUGAAAGGGAUGAAAUCCGUCACGGAGCUCAACGGAGACACCAUCACCUACACAAUGACCAUGGGUGACCUCACCUUGAAGAGAGUCAGCAAGAGAAUCUAGAAAUAUUACACAUGCCAGUAGUUUACCAUGUAAAAUGUGGCCAUUAAAAUAAAAAUUUUUUUGAAUCCUC
This is a messenger RNA of Melospiza georgiana, 491 nucleotides long. RefSeq names its product fatty acid binding protein 1 (gene FABP1). Lineage: Eukaryota; Metazoa; Chordata; Aves; Passeriformes; Passerellidae. The record is from RefSeq and is a predicted model, not a curated record. Gene Ontology annotation, molecular function: fatty acid binding. The coding region runs from base 38 to 421 and encodes 127 amino acids. Gene Ontology annotation, cellular component: nucleus; cytosol. The transcript is spliced from 4 exons. Gene Ontology annotation, biological process: fatty acid transport.